AUGAAGCUUUCAUUAGCUGUCUUGUCUACUGUUUGUGCAAAAAGAGAUCCAGAUGCUGAACGUCGCCUCGAGAAAAUACGAGGAAAAGCAGCCGAGUACAAAACUUUCGCAGAAAACAAUGACAAUGUGAGCACCAAGCGCCUCAAAGUCAUCAACGAGCGAGUUGAUCGGCUUGUUUCCGACCUCGAAAGAAUCGACGUGUCUGCAUGUCCGAGCCCUGGAGUCGAGGAGGACAAAUUUUCCGAAGGAGACGAGGAAUUUAGCGAGCUCUGUGACGCUUCUGGAAAGUUUCCAUCGAUGGUGCGAUCCUACGCACGUACGUUUGGAUGCCAAGACGGUUUUCCAAAUCGAAACUUUCUGGAGAGACUUGUCAAUCGAUCCCACAAGCUCAAGCGAAAAACAAAAAAAGCUGCUAAAUGCGAUGCUCCAGCCGCAGUAACCACCGCCACCUCGAUCGUCACUGGAACGCCAUUCACCAAUCCACCUAUGCUUGAAAUGUGCGACGAAGGGUUUCACGCUGAAUGCGAUGAGCUCACAAAUUCCGAGAUCUACUUCGAGAAUCAGUGGACUUGCCGAAACUGCUUCCGAGUGCGAGCAACUUAUGGCCAAAACUCAGGCUUCAAAUUCAACCCGGCAAAAGGCGAUUUCGUUAGCGUCCGAUUCACCGAGCCAGUUGUCUGGCAAACUUUCAACCAUCCAGUCAAAAAGGUCACUGAAGUUGGUGAUGAUAACACCUGGAAGAUCGACUUCAAGCACGACGGAAACUUCAUGAGCGGAAUGAUCUUCGAGGGUAAUCUCCAAACGUCGGAUGACAAUCUUCACGUUGACGGAAACUGGAUCAUUGAGUCAGCUCAACAAUGCUCAAGCAGAGAGGUGUUUGGGGACAGAUACUUCACGUUGUGGGCGAGGCCCGAUGGUGGAAUUAAAUUUAAUGCUCCUCUAAAGAACAACGGCGAAUUCCACGAAGUUGAGUACAACCACGAAUGUACCCCUGGUGAGUGGAAUACGUACACUGUCCUUCAGCAAUACGUCGACAGCGUCCUUGAGCUAUCUGUAAGCGUAAACGAAGAAGUCCUUGGUACCCACGUUGUCCCCGUAAGGAAAGCUUUCCAAGGAGAGCUGUUUGUCGAAGUUGCGGGCGAUUACCACCCUGCUGCUGACACUUUCAAAGUUCGAAACUUCUUCCACCAGACGUUCUCUCAACCAACCUCUCCCUGCGGUACACCAGUUGACCCCUGUGAUGGAGAUGAUUCUUGCGACGCGCUCGUCUGGAACUGUCCUAUCCGACCAGAAUGGUCAAAUCUUCUCGGAGAAGUUAAAGGCAAUGCAGUUUACUCUGCUUCCGUCGAUGUUCUCUGUUGA
This is a messenger RNA of Oikopleura dioica, 1362 nucleotides long. Lineage: Eukaryota; Metazoa; Chordata; Appendicularia; Copelata; Oikopleuridae. The record is from the annotation of a GenBank genome assembly.